AUGGCCGAGCAACAGAGGCAGCGCUCUCUGUCCACCGCUGGUGAAUCUCUCUAUGUGGUGUUGGGAGUUGAAAAGGUGGCCACAGCUGACGAUAUCAAGAGAUGUUACAGGAAACUUGCAUUGAAGUUUCACCCUGACAAGAAUCCUGACAACCCAGAGGCAGCUGAUAAGUUCAAGGAGAUAAACAAUGCCCACUCGAUUCUGAACGACCCCACGAAGCGUAAUAUUUACGACAAAUAUGGCUCCCUGGGACUAUAUGUGGCAGAGCAGUUUGGAGAAGAGAAUGUUAACACUUACUUUGUCCUCUCGAGCUGGUGGGCAAAGGCUCUGUUUGUAUUCUGCGGCCUGGCCACUGGGUGCUACUUCUGUUGCUGCCUGUGUUGCUGCUGUAACUGCUGCUGUGGUAAAUGUAAACCUCGGCCCCGAGAGGGACAGGACCAAGAAUUUUAUGUGUCCCCCGAGGACCUGGAGGCUCAGCUGCAAUCUGAUGAGAGAGAGGCCGGUGGUGACCCCAUAGUGCUGCAACCAUCUGCAACAGAGACAACCCAGUUAACAUCGGAUGGUCACUACUCCUACCACACUGACACCGGCUUCAACUAA
This is a messenger RNA of Scomber scombrus (Atlantic mackerel), 600 nucleotides long. It is a transcript of the gene dnajc5aa, whose product is annotated as DnaJ (Hsp40) homolog, subfamily C, member 5aa. Gene Ontology annotation, biological process: regulation of synaptic vesicle cycle. NCBI's taxonomy places the organism in Eukaryota, Metazoa, Chordata, Actinopteri, Scombriformes, Scombridae. The transcript is spliced from 4 exons. Gene Ontology annotation, cellular component: presynapse; intracellular membrane-bounded organelle; membrane. The record is from RefSeq and is a predicted model, not a curated record. The coding region runs from base 1 to 600 and encodes 199 amino acids.